AUGUCAGACCUCAUCCGGCCGCUGGGCCCCGACCCGGACGAGUUCUGCCGCAAGCACCCCAACGCACCCGGCCGGCACAUCCCCCAAGACCUCCCGCCCGUCCUCGUCCAGGUCCAGAACAUCGAUCCCAAGAUCGAGCCCAUGGCGUACGACUUCCACACGGAGCAGCCCAUCAAGGGGGCCAGGGCCUACUACAUGCACUCGGUCCUACACGACUGGACAGACAAGACGACGGCGCUGGACAUCAUGAUGAUGACACUCUUCUCGGCAAAGGAGAGGACGGAGGAGCAGUGGCGCAACCUGCUGGAGCCAGCGGGGCUCAAAAUCGUCAAGAUCUGGACCAAGGGUGAGGGCGUGGAGAGCCUUAUCGAAUGCGAGCUGGCAUGA
This is a messenger RNA of Colletotrichum navitas, 387 nucleotides long. RefSeq names its product S-adenosyl-L-methionine-dependent methyltransferase. The transcript is spliced from 2 exons. The record is from RefSeq and is a predicted model, not a curated record. The coding region runs from base 1 to 387 and encodes 128 amino acids. NCBI's taxonomy places the organism in Eukaryota, Fungi, Ascomycota, Sordariomycetes, Glomerellales, Glomerellaceae. Gene Ontology annotation, molecular function: methyltransferase activity.